CCAUGUCUGUCUGUCUUGUUUGCCCUGCACUGGAUGCAGUGCUGGCACAGAGUAGGUGCUCAACCAGUGCUGUCUGGCUAGGUCACCUGCCUCUGCUAGACAGGAAGCACGUUGACAGUGCUGUUCUGCCCAGUUCCUGUUCUCCAGAGUUGCUGGCAAGUUCCGUGGUGUGAACACGUGCCAACCAGCUGAUGGUGUUUCCCCUCCUCCCCCCAUGCAGGCCCUGUGCCAUCUCCAAAGCACCAUGAAUGCCAUCGUCGCUCUCUGUCACUUCUGCGAGCUCCACGGCCCCCGCACUCUCUUUUGCACAGAGGUUCUGCACGCCCCACUUCCACAGGGCGCGGGGAAUGGGGACAGCCCUGGCCAAGGCGAACAGGCCGAGGAGGAGGAAGGCGGCAUUCAGAUGAGCAGUCGGAUCCGUGCUCACAGCCCAGCAGAAGGGACCAGCGCAGAGUCCAGCAGCCCAGGACCCAAAAAGUCAGACAUGUGUGAGGGCUGCCGGUCCCUUGCUGCAGGGCAUCCUGGGUAUAUCAGCCAUGAUAAAGAGACCUCCAUUAAGUAUGUCAGUCACCAGCACCCCAACCACCCCCAGCUCUUCAGCAUUGUCCGCCAGGCCUGUGUGCGGAGCCUGAGCUGUGAGGUCUGCCCUGGCCGCGAAGGCCCCAUCUUCUUUGGGGAUGAGCAGCACGGAUUUGUGUUCAGCCACACCUUCUUCAUCAAAGACAGCUUGGCCAGGGGCUUCCAGCGCUGGUACAGCAUCAUCGCCAUCAUGAUGGACCGCAUUUACCUUAUCAACUCCUGGCCCUUCCUGCUUGGGAAGAUCCGAGGAAUCAUCGAUGAACUCCAGGGCAAGGCACUCAAGGUAUUUGAAGCGGAACAGUUUGGAUGCCCACAGCGUGCCCAGAGGAUGAACACAGCUUUUACACCAUUCCUGCACCAAAGGAAUGGCAACGCUGCCCGUUCCCUGACAUCCUUGACGAGCGACGACAACCUGUGGGCGUGCCUGCACACCUCCUUUGCUUGGCUCCUGAAAGCAUGCGGCAGCCGGCUGACUGAGAAGCUCCUGGAAGGCGCACCCACCGAGGACACCUUGGUCCAGAUGGAAAAGCUUGCGGACUUAGAAGAGGAAUCAGAAAGUUGGGACAACUCUGAGGCUGAAGAAGAAAAAGCCCCUGCCUUGCCAGAGGGUGCAGAAGGGCGGGAGCUGACCAAAUGCCCAACAGAUUCUUCUUUGCUUUCAGACUGUGGAAACUGGCAGCCCCGAAAGCUGUCUGUCUUUAAGUCCCUGCGGCACAUGAGGCAGGUGCUGGGUGCCCCGUCUUUUCGCAUGUUGGCCUGGCAUGUGCUCAUGGGGAACCAGGUGAUCUGGAAAAGUAGGGAUGCAGCCCUGGUCCAGUCAGCCUUUGAAGUUCUUCGGACUAUGCUGCCCGUGGGCUGUGUCCGCAUCAUCCCUUACAGUAGCCAGUAUGAGGAGGCCUACCGGUGCAACUUCCUGGGGCUCAGCCCACACGUGCAGAUCCCUUCCCACGUGCUGUCUUCAGAAUUUGCUGUCGUAGUGGAGGUCCAUACAGCCACUCGCUCCGCCCUCCACCCAGUCGGCUGUGAGGAUGACCAGUCUCUCAGCAAGUAUGAGUUUGUGGUGACCAGUGGAAGUCCUGUAGCCGCAGACCGAGUUGGCCCCACUAUCCUGAAUAAGGUGGAAGCUGCUUUGACCAACCAGAACCUCUCUGUGGAUGUGGUCGACCAGUGCCUCGUCUGCCUCAAGGAGGAGUGGAUGAACAAAGUGAAGGUCCUUUUUAAAUUCACCAAGGUGGACAGUCGACCCAAAGAGGACACCCAGAAGCUCUUGAGUAUCCUCGGAGCAUCAGAGGAGGACAAUGUCAAGCUGCUCAAGUUCUGGAUGACGGGCCUGAGCAAGACCUACAAGUCACACCUCAUGUCCACAGUUCGCAGCCCCACAGCCUCAGAGCCUCGUAAUUGACCCCACCGUGGGAGUCCGGGUCUGUGUGCACCUUCCGGGAAGUGGUGACAGCUGUCUUCGCCACUGAGCUCAGAGACAGGUCUCUGCUGGGAGUCACAGGCAGUCCUCCCGUUUCUGAAGUGCUGGUGUGCAGCUGGUUCCUAGGAAGAAAUGGAAACUCUCGGGGCUAAACUUGACCCUCUGUGUGGGAUUUGGGCCUGGUGUUCUUGGCACCAUCCCACAAGCUGUUUGAAUUGUUGCAGCCCUGAAGAAGGCACUGGGAGACUUGUGGCAGUGGGUCCCUGGCAUUUGUGCACCCCUACAAGAGAAGACUAAGGAAAGUUGCAUCUCAUGUCUCUCAUGGACUUAGAUCUCAAAAUUUAUAGGGAAAACAUGUCAGACCAGUCCCAACUUGGGUACUUUAGCCACAAUAUCAUAUCCUCUCUCAAGGUUAAUGUUCAAACUUUCUAUUCUAAAAUUAAGCAAGUUUUCUGGGUUUUGUAUGUGUGCGUGUAUAUUUUGCUACAGUUGUGAAUUUUCAGGACUUGUGGUGAUCUUUAGUCAUUUUUAGUAAUCUGGUUUUGAGUUAGGGCUCUGGGAAAGGCUUUUGGGGGUGGAGUGGAUGUUUUCCUCCUCUGGAUUUUCUGGCAUUCGUGUUGUAACGUUAUGUGACUGCUGAAUCUUCCGGCCACACUCUCCUGCAGCUGCUUUGGAAUUACCCUGUAGCGUGAGGACAAGCACCUGAGCUGCUUACACGAGGAGGGUGCUUUGCUGGAGUGUCAGAUGGAGCUGUCUCACUUGCCUGACUUGCUGUCUGUGGAGCUGAGUUUAUUCCCUAUCACUCUGUCCUUUAUUGCUUCUGUAAACAUUUAUGUUCAGCUACAGUUAAUCUUCAGAAUGUGCAGAUAUAAGACAGUUUCAUCAUCCCAGUGUACAUUUUUAAUAAGGGUUCAUGGUUUGGAUGGAUUUUUCCAGCAGUUUUGCUUAUUUGUGUAGUUUCCUAUGUUUGUUUAAUUUAUAUUUAUCCUAAAGACUAAGUUUAUAUGACUAGGUAUCUGUAUCAUGCAAGAACAUUGAAACACAAUAAAGAUGUAUUUUU
This is a messenger RNA of Ceratotherium simum simum (southern white rhinoceros), 3059 nucleotides long. The record is from RefSeq and is a predicted model, not a curated record. NCBI's taxonomy places the organism in Eukaryota, Metazoa, Chordata, Mammalia, Perissodactyla, Rhinocerotidae.